Messenger RNA from Drosophila willistoni, 578 nucleotides. RefSeq lists its product as uncharacterized. Lineage: Eukaryota; Metazoa; Arthropoda; Insecta; Diptera; Drosophilidae. The record is from RefSeq and is a predicted model, not a curated record. The coding region runs from base 1 to 525 and encodes 174 amino acids. The transcript is spliced from 2 exons.
AUGGCUGUCAAAUAUUAUACAAAAGUCUUACUGUUCACCUGUUGUUUGGUCCUCAGUCAGGCUCUGCCCCGCUAUAGCUACAGUCGUCCAUUGAAUGGAGCCGGCAGUGCAUCCAGUUCCGCCUAUGCCCCAAGACCCCAACAGCCAAUGACAUUGACAGGGAACUACAAUCUGAUAAUGCCCGACUAUUAUGAUCAUCAUCCGGCUGCCUCAAUGCAGUUGCAGAACUUUGCCAAUUUCUAUGAUGCCCAAAUGAGUCCGGGCAAUGAUUUGGGCAUGGACGAGUCACGAUUCCUUGAGAGCAGCACUCCAGUUCGUGGACCACAGCCUCUUACAGCACACGAGCGAAAGGUACGACAAAAGUUGCCAGUUCUGGAUGUGGCCCAAGAGAAGAAGUCGUCACUCAAGCUGAAGAAAGGCAACACAAAGCCACGAGGCGCAGAUUACCAGCAAUGGGAUCAGUUCGAUUACGAUUUAUAUAGCGUCUAUCCGGGAGAGAGCAAAAAGUAUAAGAAUGAUGCAUAGAACGGCUACUUUUAUGGUUUGAGCGAUUUAUGAGUUUGUUUUUUUGUUUGUUA